AGUAUCGAUGGAGUUACUUGUUCCAGUUGUCGCAUUUUUAUUGUGUCCUGUGUUCAAAGAAAUGUUCAAACAAAUGUGAAUGGAAAUUGACAGAUAUCCCGGAAUUUUCCAUCAAUGUUUCUGUUGACGUUGGGAGGAAUGUAAUACAAUCGCUCAUUUGCGAAGAAUGUAAUUCACUGUUUUGCAAUUUCAUUUGGUGCCUACGCGUUCUGAAGCUGUGAUGGAAGAUAGUGGAAUAGACAGUGGCGAUCUUAAUGGGGAUCCCAUAUGUAAGCCAAAUGGAAGUGACACAUCUAGUGCUGGUAGUAGCAGAUCGCUACCACGAUUGUCUUCCACGUCUACAUCACGACUUCUGCAGAGAAAACUUGAAGCUCGGAUAGAGCACGCCAAAAGACUACAUCAGGAUUACAAUUCAACACCUGGACUGAUUCCUAUACAGAGGCUUCCUAUACCUGGUGCCAAAGAUCAACAACCACUUGUUCAAUGGGACACUGACGACAGCGAAGAAGAUAUAGUUAAUUUUUUUCCACUUGCAAGAAAGGAAUCGAGGAUACAUCAUGAGUUGACUGACACAUUUAGUAUAGAAGAAAUGAGCAUAUCAGGAGACGACGAAGAAGAAGACCUACAUUUGGUGCCACCAACAACUUUUUAUAAAAAUAUCAAGUGCUGUUCUUCCUCUUGCUGUGCUAUUAUGUGAAAACCAUUGAACAAUGGAGUCGUUGCCAAAGUUAAUUGUUAGGAUUCGUAUAAGUUUAGAGAGCUAUGCAUUCA
This is a messenger RNA of Leptinotarsa decemlineata (Colorado potato beetle), 771 nucleotides long. RefSeq lists its product as uncharacterized. The record is from RefSeq and is a predicted model, not a curated record. Gene Ontology annotation, biological process: protein O-linked glycosylation via mannose. Lineage: Eukaryota; Metazoa; Arthropoda; Insecta; Coleoptera; Chrysomelidae. Gene Ontology annotation, cellular component: Golgi apparatus.